Pocillopora verrucosa is the source of this 2192-nucleotide messenger RNA. Its product is annotated as contactin-3. The record is from RefSeq and is a predicted model, not a curated record. Lineage: Eukaryota; Metazoa; Cnidaria; Anthozoa; Scleractinia; Pocilloporidae. Gene Ontology annotation, molecular function: protein binding.
CCAACCAGCAAGUUGAUAUUUCUCGCGUUACUCCUAAAUUGCAAGUGCAUCGGAAUAAAUCGUGUUCCAAGUUUCAGUGAAAUUAACCACUGAGUGCUCAUGAUGUGGAAUCAAUGGCGCAGAUACAAGGUGACUGAGGGAUAACUUGGCGAAAACCGAUUUAAAUGGUGUCAUUUCGCCCCAAAGAUUUCAAAAGGGUAAAAGAUGACUGAGAUCCUGUUCAAAAUAUUAGUGGCACUAGUUCAGUUGAUUUCGCUGCAAUGGACAUCCAUUUGUGAUGGCACUGUCUAUGUUCCCAAAGGGAAUUAUACAAUACCCGAGGGCGGCGAAUUAAGUAUAAAUUGUUCUGCGACAGACGAGGCACUUACAGGUUGGUUUACGUUCAGCGGAAAGAAGAUAACUAAUGACCCGUCAGCAAGAGUCCACGUAAGAUCAAGUGGAAGUUUGAAGUACUUAGAGAUCCCUAAGGUCAACAAGGCAGACCGAGGAACCUACGAAUGUAGAGGCACAAGGAACAAGACGCAAAUCCGGCUGAAUGUCGAAUAUAGCCCCGUUUUGAUCAGUGAAAGCUCCACGCACGGAACGAUAUUUUCAUCAUUAGACAGUAAUGAGGAAAUAAUACUGAAAUGUAAAUUUGAUGGUUUUCCAGUUCCCGAAUUAAAGUUCCAAUUCGCUGGUGUUAAUUUGAAUAGCAUUUUCAACGCAUCCGGGUUUGUUUCCUACAAGUUUCGUGUUACAAGACCAAGGGACUUUGGAUUUUACAGCUGUGUGGCUGAAAAUAAGAUGGGUACAGUAACACAUUACAUUGAGGUUUACGAAAGAGGUCCUCCUGAGCCUCCAAAUAACGUGCAAGCUUCAUCGACGUGUGACAGUAUAGAGGUCACGUGGGAGGCGUCUCUCAAGGAUGGUGGAAGCCCCGUGACAGGCUACACCGUCAAACUUUUGAAUGGAGGCGAAUCAGUUGCAUCGGAAUCUUUAACAAAUUUAAGUCGCUCCAAGAGCUUUACAAAUCUUAAAAAGAAAACUGAAUACGAAGUUCGAUUGAAUUCUAACAACGCACUUGGCGGUGGAGAGUGGAGAAGUAUUUCUCUCAAUACUACUGUUGCAUGUCCUGAAAAACGUGGAUCUUCAGGCAGCGCGUUAAAAGUUGUAACUUCGAUUCUUACGCUGAUAAUGUCGACGUCCGUUCACCUGGUGCUUUGAGUAUGGAUUGUUGCCCUGGUACUGGUACUGUCACUAUGUUUAGAGAUAUUUGGCGCACCAAACACGCUUCAAUAAAACUGUCGAGACUACUGGGAAAAGUUAAUGAGAGCAUCAACAAGAUUCAGCACUUGCGUUUUUGUGUGGUGUGGUGUCCAAACAUAGAAAAUCACUCAGGAAGCUUAGAACUCUUAGCACUGGGCUGGUACUGGAUUAAAUCUCAAAAAAUAGAGAAAUUUCUUCAGAGACAGACAGAAAUACAAAAUUUAAUUUAUGUUAAAGUUUCCCUAGUCCUUUUAAUUGAGGUUUAUAUUUUUCAGCAUAUAACCUACCCUAUAGUGAUGAACAGACGGGGGAAACGGUGAGAAACCUGGAUACGAGUGCCUUAGCUUGGGGUGUUUCCCAUCCCUUUCUCUCUUAGAGCCGCUGAAAGUCAGAGUAAUUUAACUAACAAUGCCAUUUCUCUUCCAAAAUUUCGCUUUCGCGAGUGGUGGCCACUUCCAAAGACUGUCUCACGUAACAAAACGUACGCCGAGAGAGAUAGCGAUGGACUCCCAUUUUCGGAAUUAAGAAGAUAAUUAAAAUUUUCGUUAAGCGGAGUGGAUUCAGUUAUCGGUAAUAUUCUCCUACAAUGUCUUUGCGUUAAACUUUUAGACGAAGCUUUUCUCAAAUGUUGGUGGAUGGGAUGUACGUGGACAUUGUGUCGCUCUAUAAAGUUGAUUUAACAUUUUUGCUGUUAUAAGAGGGGAACCUCUCUUGCGUCGAUGAGCUCUCCUUGCUAUUUUGUCAAAGAAAAGUAAACAAAUGAAGAAAUAGAUAACAAAAAAUUGAUAUAAAAAACAAAAAAAAUACAAAAAUAAUUUCUAGUUAUGGUCGCCUAAGAGUGAAAUAAGGUUAAUGUAGAUAUGGAAAAAUUACCUAUACCAAACAUUUUCGUUGCAUUCCUUAGCUCACUUAGAGAUUUAUUUAUUCAAACUGUUGCUAUACGCUAG